CUGUACUAUUCUCGCGAGAUUACCCCACAGGAAGACACGAAGAAGGCGAAGGUCAGGAAUUAAACAUGGCAGCCCGCAGUAUGUUGAGGUCUGUCUGGACCUCAUUUGCGGGCUUGAAAUUGGGUGCCACGGGCAGCAAUGUGAUUUUCCAACAGCGGACAAAUGUUCCCCAGCUAUCGACUUUAACUAUCCAGAGCCGAGGCAUCCGUCAAGUGGUGGAACAGCAGGAGGGUAAAACUACCACAAUUGAGGGACAAAUACUAAACAUUCCAGCGACACCAGAGCCUCCUAACCCUGCAGCCAAAUGUCCGAUCUACAGAUGGAACCUGCAGCACAAGUACAAUUACACGGAUGUCCUGCUGCUCAGUCAGUUCAUCAGGCCGGAUGGAGGCUUGUUGCCCAGGAGAGUCACUGGUCUCUGUCUUGAGGAACACCGCAAGAUCGCCAUCUGUGUUCAGAUGGCUCACAGAGCAGGUCUGCUCCCUGAUCACAAACCCAAACCUCCAGAGAACCGCAACCCAACUAAGCCCAGGCAACAACUGAACAGGUACCUGACUCCCUGGUCCAUUGACACGGUGAAACCCAUUUACAAAGUUGGACUAAAGUGGAGUAAAAGGCGCAUGGCUGUUGGCAGCCCAUUACUCAAGAACAAUGUGCGUUACGGGGUCAAGCACAUGAAUACCAAACACUGAAGGAGAGGAAGCCUGACGAAUCCGUGUAGCAACUGGACGAAAGAGGGUGGGAGUUCCAAGUAGAUCUUGCCCUGGGAAAAAGGCCUAAAAGCUUCACCCAUCUGUAUUUAUUCUACCUUUUUGUUUAUCAAGCUGCGUCACUCUUUGAAACGAAUCGUCCUCAGCCUCACCCAGAACCAUCUUUUCUGUUUCUGCUGGUGUACUCUCUGACAGCCUUAUGUGAGCAACAACUGGGUCAGUGUCACAGCUUCAAAGUAGGUGGUAUUUUCACUGUGUAUACUCAAAUGUGCAAAUAAAAUGUGUGUGUUUA
Eleginops maclovinus (Patagonian blennie) is the source of this 1002-nucleotide messenger RNA. RefSeq names its product mitochondrial ribosomal protein S18A (gene mrps18a). Gene Ontology annotation, biological process: mitochondrial translation. Gene Ontology annotation, molecular function: structural constituent of ribosome; small ribosomal subunit rRNA binding. Gene Ontology annotation, cellular component: mitochondrial small ribosomal subunit; ribosome. Lineage: Eukaryota; Metazoa; Chordata; Actinopteri; Perciformes; Eleginopidae. The transcript is spliced from 6 exons. The record is from RefSeq and is a predicted model, not a curated record. The coding region runs from base 66 to 692 and encodes 208 amino acids.